CGCGCACGGCCAAGCACCCAUGCACCAUUGUUAUAAAACUAGGUCGGAGAUGGGACUAAGAUUCAACUGGCGUACGCUCAUCCACUGCUGUCGACGCUUUCUUCUGUGGUGGAAACUGUAGUUAACCUUCGACGCGAGGGACACAAGGUUGUGCUGGUCAGCUCGGGGGCUAUCGGUGUCGGUCUCAAGAGAAUGAACAUGGCAAGCAAACCAAAAAGUCUGUCCGGGAAGCAGGCUCUUGCGGCGAUUGGUCAAGGGCGUCUGAUCGCACUCUGGGACAAUCUGUUCAGUCAGGUCGAACAGCCGAUCGCGCAAGUUCUGUUGACGCGAGGGGAUAUUGCAGAUCGGACACGCUACUUGAAUGCUGUCAACACCUUCAAGGAGUUGCUCUCCAUGGGCGUGGUUCCCAUCGUGAAUGAGAAUGACACGGUUUCCGUCAGCGAAAUCAAAUUCGGCGACAAUGAUACAUUAUCGGCCGUAACCUCUUCAAUGAUCCAUGCUGACUACCUAUUUCUUCUGACCGACGUGGACGGCCUAUACACAUCAAAUCCCCGUAAAGAUCCAGAUGCGAGGCAGAUUGAGGUGGUGAACUCUGUGGCGGCUAUCCGCUCGCAAGUGAGCACUCACACGCUUGGUUCCAGUCUCGGCACAGGCGGAAUGGAAACGAAGCUCAUCGCGGCCGAAAUCGCGACUGGAGCCGGGGUGACCACGAUUAUCUCGUCUAGUAAAACGCCGCAGAGCAUUUUCUCGAUCAUCGAAUUCCACAAUUCCCGGGUGUCCAACCCAGGAACGCCCUCGGAGUCUCGUUCUGGCAGGACCAGUCCAACAGUCGAACCAACAAAUCCCACAAUCGUCCGCCCGCCACACACCGUUUUCACGCCAAGUCCUGUCCCGAUGCGUGACCUCAAGGCCUGGACGACCCACACGCUAUACCCAGCGGGCAGUGUUGUGAUUGAUUCGGGCGCUCACCUCGUGCUAUCACGACGCGAAUCUGGAGGCCGGCUGCUCGGAGUCGGUGUCCACGGCGUCAUAGGCGCUUUCGCAUCCGGCCAGGCUGUGCGAAUCGUCAUUCGGAAACCGGUAGAAGGCAUCACGGACUCGGAAUCCGCCGCGCUGCCAGGUGCCUUAUCCAGGACGGCUUCCUCCUCGGAACUUGUCUCUGCAUCCCCUCUUCCUCCGACACGACCCGUCGAGCGAAAUUAUGCUGAAUCCGACAUAAUUGAGGUUGGCCGAGGACUGGCGAACUACAAUUCGGCGCAGAUCGACAAGGUCAAAGGAUUGAACAGUUCUUUCAUGACGCAGUUGCUGGGAUAUGCAGACUCGGAAUACGUUGUAGAGAAUAUCUCCAUUAGAGUUCCUCCGUUGUCUUGAUAAAGUACUAGCCUCAGAGAUUGCUGAGUAAGCAUCUGCAAUGCUGUGCCGAUCGCAAAUGAUUAGUUUUUCCUCCACUCUCAAAUCGAAACCUUCAUGUUAUAGUCCUUCUCCGCGCAUUCAUCACAUUCUCCUCCUCAUUUAUCCCUUUCGUCUUGCGUUCUCCUUAUGUAUCACAACAACUCUAUCCGAAUCCUAACGGGGAACAGUCACCCGGAGCUCGCCCAGGCUGUGGUCGAGCGGCUGAAUGUCCCCCUCGUCCCUUGCACGGUGAAGAAGUUCUCCAACGGCGAGAUCAACGUCAAAAUCUCCGAGUCCGUGCGCGACGAGGAUGUGUUCAUCCUGCAGUCCGGCUGCGCCGACGUCAACGACAACCUCAUGGAGCUCCUCAUCCUCAUCUCCGCCUGCAAAACGGCAUCCGCUCGCCGCAUCACCGCCGACAAGUCCCGCGCACCGAUCACCGCGAAACUGGUCGCCAACAUGCUCGUCGUGGCUGGGUGCGACCAUGUCAUCACGAUGGACCUGCACGCGAGUCAAAUCCAGGGUUUCUUUGACAUUCCGGUGGACAACCUGUGGUCCGAACCCCUCAUGUUGACCUACAUCAAGCGACACGUCCCCGAUUGGCAGAAUGGGAUCGUUGUUAGCCCUGAUGCUGGCGGUGCCAAACGAGCUACAGCCAUCGCGGACAAGCUGGAGAUCGAGUUCGCGCUGAUUAACCGGAAACGGGAUCGAAAAAUCCGAAACGCGCCAGAAAGAAUGGAGAUCCUGGUGGGCGAUGUGAAAGACAAGGUUGCUAUUCUUGUGGACGAUAUGAUCGAUACCGGAAACACGUUAACGUUGGCGGCAAAAACGCUGCACGAAAAAGGUGCUAAGGCGAUCUAUGCGCUGAUUUCUCAUGGUCUGCUUUCUGAGACGAAUCUGACCAUGAUCGACCAACUGCCCUUGGUCCAGCUCGUGGUCACCAACACCAUCCCUCAAACGGCGCACAAGGACUCUUGUGCCAAGCUUGUGACUAUCGACGUCAGUCAUACCAUCGCCGAAAGCAUCCGCCGAACGCACAAUGGGGAGAGCAUCAGCCUCCUCUUCAAUGAGCGGGAGGAAACGGGGACGUUUGCUGUGAUAUAGCGCGCAUUUAUUCAUAGAGGACUACAGCACCUGUGUACACUUACUAUUUAUCAAUCUCAAUCGCGCGAUCCCAUUA
Molecule: messenger RNA, 2572 nt
Organism: Mycena citricolor
Lineage: Eukaryota; Fungi; Basidiomycota; Agaricomycetes; Agaricales; Mycenaceae
Source: the annotation of a GenBank genome assembly